This is a messenger RNA of Gymnogyps californianus (California condor), 1837 nucleotides long. RefSeq names its product perilipin-3-like. The record is from RefSeq and is a predicted model, not a curated record. Gene Ontology annotation, biological process: positive regulation of triglyceride storage; lipid storage. NCBI's taxonomy places the organism in Eukaryota, Metazoa, Chordata, Aves, Accipitriformes, Cathartidae. Gene Ontology annotation, cellular component: lipid droplet; cytosol. The coding region runs from base 51 to 1400 and encodes 449 amino acids. The transcript is spliced from 8 exons.
UCUGCUUUACCUCCAACAGGGCAAAAAGUGCUACUUGCGUUUCAGCUGCAAUGGCCUCUGCUAUGCCUGACAAAGAGGAAGCUGCCAAGAGCUCCCUGGGGGUGAAGGAAGAAGAGCAGCAGGAUGCAGUAAAUCAGGUGGCUAACCUGACCUUGGUCAGCUCUGCCUGUGACAUGGUUUCUACAGCUUAUGCCUCUGCUAAGGAGAGCCACCCCUACAUCAGAUCUGUGUAUGAUGCAGCAGAGAAAGGAGUGAAGAGUGUGACUGAAGCUGCAGCCAGUUGUGUGCAGCCAGUUCUGACUACACUGGAGCCUCAUGUUGCUGCAGCAAGUGAGUAUGCCUCCAAAGGUUUGGAUAAACUAGGGGAAAAGCUCCCACUUCUUCAAAAGCCAGUGGAACAGAUUAUCUCUGACACAAAAGAGCUGGUAUCAUCCAGAGUGGCUGAUGCAAAGGGUGCUGUGAGCAGCAAAGUGACAGAGGUGAUAGACGUAACUAAGGAGACUCUUCAGAGCAGCAUGGAGGCUGCCAGAUCUGCAGUGACCGGCAGUGUAGGGAUGGUCAUGGACUCCAAAGUGGGCCAGACGGCUGUAAGCAGAGUAGAAGCUGUGCUGGGGAGGACAGAAGACAACUCUCUCCCUAUUGGAAAUGAGGAACUAGCCAAACUGGCAGCAUCAGAGGAGGGUGCAGACAUAAUGUCUGUGGAGCAGCAGCAGCAGAAGAGGAGGUACUUUGUGCGGUUGGGGUCUCUCUCUGAUGAGCUUCGCAUGUUUGCCUACCUGCACUCAACAGACAAAAUGAAGCAGGCCUGGCAGGGCAUGCAGGAGGCCCUUGCACAGCUUCACUGCAUCAUUGAACUGACUGAAGUGUUUAAGCAAGGAUUUAAUCAAAAGCUUCAGGAGGGGCAGGAGAAACUACACCAGAUGUGGCUGGACUGGAGUAGGAAGUCUUCCAAAGAGAGUGGAGAUGAAAGCUCUGCAAAGCCAGAGGAGAUGGAGUCUCUGGCACUGCUCAUGGCAUGCAGUAUCACACAGCAGCUGCAAAUCACCUGCUGUAAAAUAGUGUCUGCAAUCCAAGGCCUUCCCUCAAGCCUUCAGGAUAAGGUGAAGCAAUCUCUUAGUACCAUAGAGGAGCUUCAUGCUUCUUUCUCGGCAGCAAAAUCCUUCCAGGACUUGUCCAGCAGUGUCUUGACCCAGAGCCAGAGGAAGCUGGCUGUGAUCCAGGAGUACAUGGAGGAGCUGCUGGACUACCUGAAGAACAACACACCUCUGUCCUGGCUGGUGGGACCCUUCUCCCCCAGGGAGGAGGAGGAGGAAACCUCACAGGAGGAUGAACUCUCGCAGGAGGAGGCGGCAGAGACAGCAGGAGCAGGGCGUUGUGAAGCCUCCACCACCCUCAAGUAAAGGAUAAGGCCAUGAGCACAGGCCUGCCUGGCAUGACUCUGGUGAGAGCUUGGUCUUAGCUUUACAUAAGCCCACUCACCAGCUGAGGGAGGAGCUGCCACAUCUUGGGUGAUUAUCGGGUACUGGUGAAUAAAUCCUUAGGAGCUUCUAAGGAAGGUGGUGGAAGUAGCAGGGCCACUCUUAAGUGCUUGUAGCUGCCUUCAGGAAUGCUGGCUGAGCUCUGGGCCAGAAGAACAGAGCUGAAGCUCUGCAAUGCUCCCACCUCCCUAACAAGCUGUCUAUGUAUGUCCUUCAUCAAUGUAUCCAGCCACUGCCUAUAUUCAACACAACGAUUGCUGUUGGUCUUAAACCUCAGCUAGUAUACAGCGUAAAGAAUUGUCUUCCUAGAAGCUGCUUGUACUGGGUCAUAACUGCUUAAAAUAAAACUACUGCAUGCA